AAAGAGAGACUACCGAAGAUGAUAUAUGAUUAUUAUGCAUCAGGUGCUGAAGAUGAAUGGACUUUAGAAGAAAACAGAAAUGCCUUUUCGAGGAUUUUGUAUGUGUUUCUCUUUCAUGUAGUGUAGUAACCUUUAUGGUCACUUGAGUGUUUCCGUAUCCUUUGUCAUUUGACCGGUUUCAAUUUUCAAUUUGUUGAAGGAUAGUGGUCAUGUUUGCUCAGUUCUUAUUUCUGCUGAUAUAGGAUAUUUAUGUUUUUUGUCCUGUUCCUAUUUUGUAAGCUGUCAUUUCAUAGCUGUUAUUUGGUAAGUUUCCUAGGAAGUUUCCCUAAGGUGUGCUGUCACUUUGUCGGUGGUCUUAGCAACCUAUUUAUGUAAGGACUGAUAGUGUAAUCAGAUUAUGAUGAAUGAAUGAACAAUCAGCAGAAUAAGCAACCCUAAAUUUCAGUGUAUUAUUCUCUGUUUUUCAGCAUAUUCUUGUCCUCAUGGUAUCAGAGCCACGUUCAGAUCUAGCCUAAAAAUAGUUCUUUUCUUUUCUUAAAAUCACAAAUAUUCUUAUCUUUUCUAUAAAGCUGAAAUCUUUCUUACUCUUUCUUCUUAAAAUCGUUUAUUCAUAAUGCCAACAACAACUAUUGAAUCUGUGAGUCCUCUUUAUCUUCACCCUUCAUAUGGUCAGGCAUGGGUUGAGAAACUCUAGGGAUCUUCCAACUUCAGGUCAUGGAAGAGAUUUAUAGAGAUUACUCUGGCCGGAAAAAGGAAGCUUGGGUUUGUAACAGGAAAGACCAUGAUGAUGAGGUCAAAUCUGAGGCAUGGGAAACUUGUAAUAGCAUGAUUAUCUCAUGGAUUCUAGAAUUAGUAUCAGACUCAAUUAAACAAUCUAUUAUGUUUGUUAACAACUCAUCUCAAGAUUUGAGAUGAGCUGGAAAGGAGAUUUUCUCUCACAGAUGGGUCUAGGAAAUACAAACAUUACAAAGAUUUGUAUGAGACCAAGCAGAAUCAAUGAAUACUAUAGCAAAAUGAAAGCAAUAUGGAAAGAGCUGGAAUCUCUCCAUGCUUUUCUAGUAAUCACUAAUAUCACCUCAAAGGUGAGUGCUUUCUUAACAUCUCUGAACAAGCAAAUGGAGGAACACAAGUUGUUGCAAUUCUUAAAUGGACUUGAUGAUGAAUAUGGACCUCAAAGGAGUCAACUACUCAUGAUCACUGCCUUACCAUAUGUAGAAACACCAUGUUGCUACCUUGUGCAAGAAGAAUCUCAAAGAUCUCUCUUUAACAACACUAAACAAGAAUCUGAAUCUUUAGUGAUGUUUAGUAAGGGAUCAGGUUCACCUUCAGGGGGAGGAGGAGGAGGUGGUUUUUCUCAGGAAAUGGCUGCAUCCAAAAUACCAGUAAAAACCCGUUUCAUCCAAAAUAACAGCCGGGGGGAAUGGGAAAGCAGGACAUGGCUGCAUCCAAAAUAACAGUAUGUGGGAAAGCAGGACAUGGGACAGAAUAGUGAUGGAUACUUGUUGGGUACCCUAGCUGGCAUCCAAAAUACCAGAAAAAACUUGUUUCAUCAUUUCAGAAAAGAAAAGGGAAAGCCUCUGGGAACAAUAAGUAGGGAAGCAAGAACAAGGGCAACAGAGUUGCAACAAAUGAGAGGAGCAGGCCACAGUGAAUUUGGUGGAUCCAGCACUGGUUCUACAAAGCAAUUCACUAUUCAACAAAGUAAGGCUUUGCUAAAAUGCUUCCAAAGCAGUCCCUUGGUGAUAAUGAUGAUGAACAAACAGCAGGUUCCGGCCUCGCAUCCUCAUCGAUGUAAGUCAUAUUGACAUUUCAAUAACUGUCUUGGGUUUCAAUAUUCCCAUGCCAAUCAUGAUUGCUCCUUCAGCUAUGCAAAAAAUGGCUCACCCCGAAGGAGAAUUUGCAACAGCGAGGGCAGCAUCUGCUGCUGGCACAAUUAUGGCAUUGUCUACAAUGGCCACAUGUAGUGUUGAAGAAGUUGCCUCAACUGGACCUGGAAUUCGAUUUUUCCAGCUUUAUGUAUUGAAAGACAGGAGUGUUGUCACACAGCUGGUUAAACGAGCUGAGUAUGCUGGUUUUAAAGCUAUUGUUCUCACAGUUGAUACACCCAGGAUAGGUAGAAGGGAGGCAGAUAUCAAGAACAGAUUUAUUCUCCCACAACACUUGACAUUAAAGAACUUUGAGGGGAUAGAUCUUGGUAAGAUUAAUCGGACAGAUAACUCUGGAUUAGCCUCAUAUUUUUCUCAUCAAGUUGAUCGGUCAUUGAAUUGGAAGGAUGUAAAGUGGCUUCAGACCAUCACCAAGUUGCCAAUUUUGCUGAAAGGAGUGCUAACUGCUGAGGAUGCGAGACUGGCAGUGCAAGCAGGUGCAGCAGGAAUCAUUGUCUCCAACCAUGGAGCUCGACAACUUGAUUUUGUGCCUGCAACCAUCAUGGCUUUGGAAGAGAUUGUGAAAGCUGUGGAGCGUCAAAUUCCUGUUUUCUUGGAUGGUGGUGUUCGUCGUGGCACAGAUGUUUUCAAAGCAUUAGCACUUGGAGCUUCUGGAGUAUUUAUUGGAAGGCCAGUAGUUUUUUCAUUAGCAGUUAAUGGAGAAGCUGGUGUGCGAAAAGUGCUCCAAAUGCUUCGUGAUGAGUUUGAGCUCACCAUGGCGUUAAGUGGUUGUCGAACAGUUGAGGAAAUUACUCGUAAUCAUGUCAUGAUGGACACCGAAACUCCAAGAAUCUCUUCCAAUCUAUAAGUCGCUUGAAGUAUAAUCAGUGACUUUUGCAAGAUAGGAGUUCAGGAUCAAGACUCCCAUUCAGAAUUUCAGAUGUACAAGGAUUCUAGACAUAAUUUAUAAAUAAAGAUUGCACAGCAAAAUUAUGUAACGAUUACAAGAAUUAAUUGGCGACCAUGUGUCCAAUUGUCCAUGUUCAAUCUUUAAUUUUUACUACUGUGCAAUUUUGUAAGUUGAUAAGUUUGAAUUUUCAUGAGUAUGCAAUUUUGAAUCGACAAAGUAUCUUAUCUAUAUGCAACUAUGCAAGUAAUGCAACACCUUUACCAAAAGUUGGGGGAAUUAUAAAAAGUUUGGUAGUGGAAAACAACACAAGUUUUUUUUUUUUGAGGCAGAAAACAACACAAGUUUGUAGACUUUGUACAAGCAAUUUUUUUUUUUUUUUUUU
Messenger RNA from Chenopodium quinoa (quinoa), 3157 nucleotides. RefSeq names its product peroxisomal (S)-2-hydroxy-acid oxidase GLO5-like. The transcript has 11 exons. Gene Ontology annotation, molecular function: FMN binding; oxidoreductase activity. The coding region runs from base 1840 to 2733 and encodes 297 amino acids. NCBI's taxonomy places the organism in Eukaryota, Viridiplantae, Streptophyta, Magnoliopsida, Caryophyllales, Amaranthaceae. The record is from RefSeq and is a predicted model, not a curated record.